AUGAUUAAUAGUAGAUCCAAAAAUUACAUCUCUCACUUUCACUUAAUUGCGGUAGCAUUUUUUUGUAUGUUUUUUAUAACAAAUGCGAAAAAUACAACUAGUCAAGAUCUGGAUAUACAGUUUAAAAAUGAUUCAUCUUGUACAAUAUUAUCCCCAGUUUAUUCAAAAACGUAUUUAUCUGAUUUUGAGUUAAAAAAUGGAAAAGAUGUUAUGCCAAUGGAUAAAGAAGGCGGACAUUCAUCAAGUGGCGGACAUUCAUCAAGUGGCGGACAUUCAUCAAGUGGCGGACAUUCAUCAAGUGGCGGACAUUCAUCAAGUGGUGAAGGGGAAGGUAGUAGUAGCAGUAGUAGCAGUAGUAGCAGUAGCGGUAAAGGAGGUGAAAGUAGUGAAUCAAGUAGUGAAGAGGAAGGCGAAAGUAGUAGUAGCAGUAGUAGCAGCAGUAGUAGUAAAGGAGGUGAAAGUAGUGAAUCAAGUAGUGAAGAGGAAGGUGAAGAUGGAGGAAACGAGAAUAGUUCAAGUGGUACAAAAGGAAAUUCUGGAAAUAGUAAUAACAACAACCACGGUAAUAAACCAGAAACUCGUACCACUGUUUAUAUUCCAUACGUUGUUCUUGUUCCCUUUGGAAAACAUUCCUCUACCUAUAGUACAAAAACCAAAGAGAUUAUUAGAGAUAUUAAUGGAACAUCCACUUACAAAGCUUCUGCAUCACAUAACAUACAUAUUCCAUCUGUUUUCAAAAUAGUUUUUGAAGUUUUUCGUUAUUUAAUGAUCAUUUAA
Messenger RNA from Saccharomycodes ludwigii, 777 nucleotides. RefSeq lists its product as uncharacterized. NCBI's taxonomy places the organism in Eukaryota, Fungi, Ascomycota, Saccharomycetes, Saccharomycodales, Saccharomycodaceae. The coding region runs from base 1 to 777 and encodes 258 amino acids. The transcript has a single exon. The record is from RefSeq and is a predicted model, not a curated record.